AUGGCAUAUACUUCUGUGUAUGUAACAAAUAAACAGGAUAAAAAAAGAAAAUCCUUUAAAGUCAAUACCAAAGCACAGAAACCAAAAUCCAGAAAUCGCUCUCAAUAUGUGAGAAAGGAUCCCCCUUCAUAUCCAGCAGGAAGUCUGGAGGAGCACUGGUGUCUGGAAAUUCUGGAAAAAGGAAAGAUUACAUGCCCCACUUGUAAGGCUGUCAUGAGGAAGACAGUAGAAGGAUUGAAAAAACAUAUGGCAAACUGCAAAGAGGAACCCUUUGUUUGCCAACACUGUGGGAAACAAUUGAAGUCUCUAGCUGGACUCAAGUACCAUUUAAUGGCAGACCAUAACAACAUGCCAAUUUUGAAAGAUGGGGAUGUAGUUGAUGAACAGUCUGAGAGAGACAGACUUCGAAAGGUGUUGAGGAGAAUGGGCAGACUGAAGUGUCUCCGUCAGGACUGUGGUGCCAGCUUCACUAGUAUAAUGGGUUACCUUUAUCACCUGAAGAAGUGUGGCAAGGAAGAAUCCGAGUUAAUAAAACAAUUGUAUAAAUGCCAACACUGUGGAAAGUUGUACAAGUCAAAGGCAGGCCUGGAUUAUCAUUUGAAAUCAGAGCAUGCCCCGUCACCAGAAAUUACAGAUGAUGAAGCUGCUGAAAAAGAAAGUGAACCAGAAGUAGAGAGAACAUCCAGCGGAAGAGUGCAGAGAAGCUCUGCGAAGCUGGCUGCUUACCACCUGCACGAAAUAGUAGCAGAUGAACUUGCUCGAGAAUGGCCCAAGAGGAAAAUCCAACGGGACCUGGUACCAGAUGAUGACAAGCUAAAGUACACACGGCCAGGCUUACCUACAUUUAGUAAUGAAGUGCUCCGCAAGUGGAAGGAUGAAAUGAAAACUUAUAAGAGAGUACAGUGUCCAAAUAAGGAUUGUGGUUCAAAUUAUACGAGCAUAUCAGGGUUGAAGGCUCAUCUCGGUUCAUGCACAAUGGGAGAGUAUGUUGUGGGAAAGUAUAAGUGUCUGCUUUGUGAAAAAGAAUUCAGCUCUGAGAGUGGAGUAAAAUAUCAUAUUAAUAACGUACACUUUGAGGACUGGUUUCUUCCCACUUCUAAAGCAGCUAAAGAAUUCAAGCCCUUGGUGAAAUUUAGCAAAAAACAGCCUAAAAUGUCAACCAAGAAAAAAUCAUCAAAAGUUGGCAAGAAACAGAAAACACAAAUUGUUUUAGUGAAAGAGGUGUCCUUCCUUAAAAAGGUCUGUGAGAGUUCUAAAGAACAUGAUCAAUAUAGGUUUACAGAUAGUGAGGAAGAACAGGAUGAACAAGAAAAGGUUGGAAACUGGCGCCUCAAAAGACCAAGUGCAAAAGCUGAAUUAAAGACUGAUCAAGCCAAGAAAUAAGCAACUCUGGAGGAUUGAAGAAUAAUGAAUGGAUUAUUUAGCUUGACACAAAACUACAAGCAUUUUGGGCAUUGAUUAAAACACAGUAACAGCUCUGCAGAUAAGUGUAAUUUGCAUUCUGUCUACUAGUUGUGUUUUUUUUUGUAAUUUUAAGUUGUGCACUCCUCUCCAUUUGUUCUUGGGAAUAAGGAAUUGGACCAGAUUAACAUUUUGGCAUACAAGGUUGGGGGAAAAAGGGGAAAAAAAAAAUCAGGUUGUGUGUGUAGAUUUAAUGAAGACUGUUUUGUGUGUAAUGUAAACCUUCCGCUUCACACUCCCUUAAUAGUUAUAGAAAUAUUGUGCUGUUUUUAAGAGGAGAAAAUUACCAAUAUCAUUUCACAUUUCAUAAGUAAGAAUCUGGAGUCUGUCAGUAUAAUUCACUGGGUAAAUAUGCUCAUUUUUGUGCACCACUGGCUUGGAAGAGGCUAGAAACCGUUGGUGCUUUGUACCGACAGUGAUCCAUUUACUUCAUAUAUUUUCCAGUCUGUCUUUUGUGCAAAGAAAGAAUUCAGGCUAGAAAUCUGUUUAACAGAAUACCACCUAUUUAGAGGGGUGCAAGGAAGACUGUGUGGUUGUAAAGAUGAACAUCUUUAUUUAUUUAGGUUUUUUGUGUAACAUUUGAAACAUUAGAAAUAUUGUCUAGCAGUGGCUAGUUACUAUGUUGUGCUGAUUUAUAAUGCCUUCAAUCUUCAGGACCAUAAGAAUACUUGUUGUAGAAUCAAGCUCAUCUUUUGACAUUUUCAUAAGAUUAAUUCUAGACUGUAGGUAGUUUUGGUGGUUCAUUGGUAGAUUUCCAAAUAAAAAUGCUCCAUUUUGUUUUGAAAGCUGUCUACAUGAACUAUGUUAAAUGCAUCAACUUAAUCUGCUUUGUCCAUUUGUUACAGAAAAUAAUAUGUAAUUCUCAAUGGUAUAAUAUUCAAUUUAUUCCAUUUAAUAGGAAUACCUCAAACCUCUUGAAUAAUGCACAUUUCUACUUUUGAUGGAUAAGUAAACUUCAGAUGGAAAAAGGACGUUUCUUUAUUAGUGUGCUGAAUGAUAGCAGUUGGAGCUGCAUCAGCAUGUCGUAAGGAAGCAGCUGUGACAUCCCAUUAAUUGGAUGUCAUGAACAAUGUAUUCUUUGAUAUGUGAUGGCUUUAAUUAUUUACAACAUAAAAUUUAUCAGAUAAUAUGGUAAACACAGUCAUUUUUUAAUAAUUUGUUCAGGUUCUCUGUCCUGUUUGUCUAAGUAUUAAAGAAGACAAGCAAAUUAAAUCUGUUUUUAGCAAUUAACCUUGGUGUAUAAACUUAAUCUCUCAAUGCCAAUUUGAUAGAGACCAGCUAAAAAGCUAAUCAUAUUCAGGGUGUAGUACUGUUAUUACUGCAAAGUAUUUUUUAAACUAUUAUUUAUGUAGCUGACAUCACAAAUAAAAGUUAUAGCAAACAUAUAAGUUCCAAGCAUCAUUACUCAGUUCUGAAUUUUUGGAAUUCUGUACCCCAGAAAUCGGUGGAUAUUCAGCCAUGGAGUAUAUUUAAGACUGAAAACAAUAAAUUUGUGGGCAUCAAAUGAAGCAUGUAGUGGGAUCAUGUGAGAAAGUUGAUUUGAGGUAGCUAUGACCUAAAUAGCAAAGCGAUUCUCAAAGCAAUUUGCUGUCUUCCAACACCCAUUCCUUAUUUGUCAACUAUCAUCAAUAAUUUUCAAUAUAGUCUUUGGAAAUGAGGAAAAAAAGCAAAUGCUGCCUGUGAAUCAUUUUAUUGAACAUACACCACACAAUGUGUCUCUUAUAAACCAGGUACAUUAUUAGAAUACUUCUCAAAAUUUGCCUUUAUCUUAGUGCAGGUAGUGACUGUAACAAUUAAAUCACUAAAUAAUCGGUGCUUUUUACAACACAAAAGGCAUAUUAAAAGCUGUUCCAGCUAUUUUCUGUUUUUUUAAUACUAGGCUUUUAUCUAUAGUGAUUUAAAUCUAUUGUUGAUACAUGACUUUUAAUGUUUGAGAAUGCAGUAAAGCAUUUUAAAUGAUAUUUAAGGUUGUGUUGGUAGUUUCUAACCCAAGAACCAGCAGGAGAUUUGUUAGAUUUAGCCUUACUUUAUUAAAAUUGUUAACAUUAAAUUUAUAUAAACACUUCUUAAUGCUUUUUUUAAAAUUGGGGACUUAAGAAUUUUACAAUCUUGCAUUACGUUUCAGUAAUAUUGUUUCUGACCAUCACUUCUAUUUGAUAUAGGCAAAUGCAUUUAAACAAUCGUAAAAUUGUAAAAGUGUACAUUAUAGUAAACAUUGCUUUCCAGGCACCUAAGACUCAAAAUGGACAAGAUGUUUGCUUAUAAUAUGAAUAUGCACAUGCAUUUGCUCAUGUUGUUGUGGUGUGAAAAUAACCUCCUGCCCAGAAUUCCUUCCAUUAUUGUCAUAAUCCAACCAUGCUACUUUGACCACCAAUAUUCUCGGCAUUUUCACAAAUGUCAUCUCGUGCUCUGUAAAAAUUUGUCCAUGUUAGACAGAAAAGAGAACAAUUAAAAUCGUUGUUAUAGCAAUGAAUUUGAGUGAGUUUGUUUCAGUGCAAAGUUCAAAGAUCUUUUGAUGAUCUUGUGAUUGUAGAGAAAGGACAAACAAAGGUAGUUAAAGGAAAAUACUGAUUAUGAAAUAACAAAAGAUGCUCCCAAAAUGACCAGCUCAGCAGGACUAAGUAAAAAUUGAAUUUUGUUUCUCUGUCCUCAGAUGUUAUUUUGCUAUUAUGACUAUGCAUUUCUCUCCAAUAUUUGUUUUCUUUGCAAACUUUCUCACUAAUGAAGGGGUUACAGUGUCACAGGCAACAAUUCAUGCCCAUUCUCAAAUGUAUUAUUUUUCGUGUUGAAUUUCUUAAACUGCAAUCAAACUCCACAGUCACUUCAGGAAAUGAACAGUAUUUGCUCACAAACCUCAUUGUGUUCAUUGUUGCUAAUGAAUUUAAACAAUAAAUUGAUUUUGAGCCAAAUUUGAUCACAGUAUCAAACAUUUGCACUUGCUGAUUUAGGGAAGGAAAGAUUUCUCCGAGAUUAAAUGGCAGCAAACUGUUGGGCUGAUACACUCGUCUGAAAUUUCAAUGGUGGGUUUAACUCAUUUACUGAGAAAAGGUUAAUUAGUAGAGGAAGUAUUAGGUUUUCCUAUACUGAGUAUCGUAUUCUCUGUAGUAUAUUUUAGGAUUUUAUUGUUUUACAAUUUUUCUUCUUUGUUAUACAUCACAUCAUACUAUGAAAUAUACAAAAAGUGAUGUGACUACACACAGCAGGUCAUUGUAUGAAAAAAAUAACAUUACUGUUUGAAUAAAAGCUCUUUAUCACAAGGGUUUCAAUCUAGAAUCUCUUUGCUGUUGUUUCCUGAUGAUGCGUUUUCCAACAGUGUUUUAAUCUACCACUUGCUACACCUGUGCAAUUAUCUGAACUUUAGCUGUCUCCCGUCAUGGACAAAAAUGUUUUUUUUUGAAGGAUGUUCUGGGAGGUCCGAUCCAGAUAAGAAGUAUCCCAGUAUAUUUAAAGAAAUGUAAUAUGUUGACAUAAUGGGUUUAACCAAUUAAUAUUGGAUAAGCUGUUGAUGAACUUUUUGUGUUGAAUAAAGUUCAAAGGUUGAGGAGAAAGAUGUGGUUACCCAGAUCUCUGGUUAUGCAGCUUCUUCAGGUGAUUACACCAUUUUGAUGCAUUGGGCAAUUGAUUUUCUUUUUAAAUAAGAGACAUGUAUUUUAUGUAUGCUCUAAUACAAAGAUCAACUAUUUGAUUUCUGGUACACAAACUAUUUAGAAGUUUAACGGUGUCUCAUAAAAGAUACUGUUUGUAUCCUUUGAAUUACCGUGGUGAAUGAAAUAAACAUGUAAAGGCCUAAUGUGAAGCACUGAAGACUUCAUGUUCACCUAGCUACUAUCCUACAAAACCACUGUAACGUUGCCUCAUUUGUGUUUUUUUUUCUUCAUUCUGAUUCAAUAUGAAAAACACGAAUGUUGUGUUCUAUUUCGUUUGUUUUAGUGGAGAAGAUCACAUUUUGAACUUGGUUUUGUUAAAACUGCUAAGCCUAGUUUAGUUAACCAUAUGUUAAGCAAUAGAACUGUACACACGAGAGAAAUUCAAAUAUUGUAAGAGAUCUUUAUUGGUUAGAUUACUAUUGACUAGUCUAUAAAUAUGAUAUUUGUUCACAGCAUCUAGAAAGUUUUUUGAUUCUGAGGCUGUUUUUGGCAAUCCUCUGAAAUCAAAAACUUCAUUAAGAAAUGUAACACCAGAUCAAUAUAUUGUACAUUUAAUUUCAAGAAAACUUUCUUUUUUUUUGAGAUCAUUCAUAAUAGAUUCAGCCUGAUCUUUCCUGUUUCUGAAAUGUUUGUCUACAUUUGUUCAGAGGUGCGAUGUGUCAUUGUUUACAUGGGUGACAAGUAGAAUAAUAUCACUUAAUUUUAGGCAUUCACUUUUUUUUAAUCUAACAUAGGGUUGUAAAAUAUUUGAUCUGAGACAUCCAAUUUGCCUACUGGCUUCCUUUUAAGGCAAUGCCGCAAACAGAUCUGUAAAGAAGUUGUACCUUGAUUACCUUUGAACUUAAACUAUGGUCAGUGUUCUUAACCACUGUCAGGGCAUCAAGUUUGGCAUUUUAAAGAUGCACUGAGGCAGCUCUUAAACUAAUCGUUUAAGUUCUAUUGGUGACCUCAAUACAGGGUUUCUUUUUUGUAAACACUUCUGUAUGUUGGAUGCAGCAAAUUUACCACAUAAAAUGUAGCUAUCACCCAAAGUAUAGUUAGAUAUCAAUGUGCUUGUAAUGUAGUUGCUGGAUUGACUUAAUAAAAAUGACUUAACUGUACAUAUUUUUGUUACUUUGUAGGUUUACUGCAAGUCUGCUGAUCUUUUAAUAAAAUUAGCAAUUCUUUCUGA
Messenger RNA from Rhincodon typus (whale shark), 6279 nucleotides. It is a transcript of the gene znf512, whose product is annotated as zinc finger protein 512. Bases 1 to 1383 code for a protein of 460 amino acids. The transcript is spliced from 11 exons. Lineage: Eukaryota; Metazoa; Chordata; Chondrichthyes; Orectolobiformes; Rhincodontidae. The record is from RefSeq and is a predicted model, not a curated record. Gene Ontology annotation, molecular function: zinc ion binding.